Messenger RNA from Lottia gigantea (owl limpet), 4353 nucleotides. RefSeq lists its product as hypothetical. Gene Ontology annotation, molecular function: ATP binding; microfilament motor activity; actin filament binding. Lineage: Eukaryota; Metazoa; Mollusca; Gastropoda; Lottiidae. The record is from RefSeq and is a predicted model, not a curated record. Gene Ontology annotation, biological process: vesicle transport along actin filament; actin filament organization. Gene Ontology annotation, cellular component: cytoplasm; vesicle; microvillus. The coding region runs from base 1 to 3330 and encodes 1109 amino acids. The transcript is spliced from 30 exons.
AUGUCAUUAGAGAGUAACGUAGGAGUCAGUGAUGCUGUUUUAUUAGAUCCUAUUACAGAAGAUGCUUUUAUUGACAACAUACAUGAGCGCUUUAAACAUGAUCUGAUUUACACUUAUAUUGGAAAUGUGGUGGUGUCAGUAAAUCCAUAUCAAAAACUUCAACUUUAUACCCAUGAUGUUAUUGAUGAGUAUCGAAGUAGGAAUAUUUAUGAAUUACCCCCUCACAUAUAUGCUAUAGCUGAUGAUGCCUAUAGAUCUAUGAGAGAUAGAAAUCUAGACCAAUGUAUUAUAAUAUCUGGAGAAAGUGGGUCAGGAAAAACAGAGGCUAGUAAAGUUAUUAUGCAAUAUGUAGCUGAAGUAUCUGGUAAAGGACAAGAUAUUGAUACAGUUAAAGAACAACUAUUACAAUCUAAUCCUGUAUUAGAAGCAUUUGGAAAUGCGAAAACAGUCAGAAAUGAUAAUUCAUCAAGAUUUGGUAAAUAUAUGGAUAUAGAAUUUGAUUAUAAAGGUGAUCCUAUUGGUGGUGUUAUAACAAAUUAUUUAUUAGAGAAGUCUCGUGUUGCUGUUCAAUCAAAAGGAGAAAGAAAUUUUCACAUAUUUUAUCAAUUAUUAUCUGGUGCUGACCCACAAUUACUUAAAUCAUUAAAAUUACAUGAAAGUGCUCAGGAUUAUGUAUUUCUCAGGAAUGGUGGAAAUGGUUUAUCUAGUGCUACAGAUGAUGCUGAAAAUUUCAGAAUUGUCAAAAAUGGUAUGGAGAUAAUAGGAUUUAGUUCUGAAGAAAUUAACCAUGUAUUUAAAUUAGUAUCAACAAUAUUAAAGUUAGGUAAUAUACAAUUUACACCGAGAGUUAAUGAAGAUGGAACAGAUGGCUGUGAUAUUGGAGCUGAAAAUGAGGUACAAGAAGUAUGUGAACUAUUAGGUUGUAGUAAAGAAUUAUUAGAUGCAGCAUUAACACAGAGAACUGUGGAGGUGAAAGGUGACAAAGUUAAAACUCACCUUAAAAAUAAUGAUGCCUAUUAUGCAAGAGAUGCUUUAUGUAAAGCAUUAUAUAGUCGUAUGUUUUCAUGGUUAGUUCAACGUAUAAAUGACAGUAUUAAGGUAAUAUUAAACUCUUUGAAAAUUGAUACAAAAGGAAAGACGAAGGUUAUGGGUGUGUUAGAUAUAUAUGGAUUUGAAGUUUUUCAGAAUAAUAGUUUUGAACAGUUUAUUAUUAACUAUUGUAAUGAAAAGUUACAACAGAUAUUUAUUGAGUUAACAUUAAAAGAAGAACAAGAAGAAUAUGUGAAGGAGGGAAUAGAAUGGAUACAUGUUGAAUAUUUUAAUAAUGCUGUUAUCUGUGAUUUGAUAGAGAAGAAUAAUGUUGGUAUAUUAGCCUUACUUGAUGAAGAGUGUUUAAGACCAGGGGACGUAACUGAUACAACAUUUUUAAACAAGUUAAACCAAAGAUGUGCUCAACAUCCCCAUUAUGAGAGUCGAAGUUGUAAGAAAACACAAUCAGAUAAAUCUCUACCACAUGAUGCCUUUAGACUUCGUCAUUAUGCUGGCAAUGUAUUAUAUAAAGUAGAAGGAUUUAUUGAUAAGAAUAAUGAUUUAUUAUUCCGAGAUUUAUCACAAGCCAUGUUUUCUUGUAAAAAUCCUUUAUUAAAGACAUUAUUUCCUGAAGGAAAUCCAAGUCAAAAGUCUUUAAAAAGACCAGUAACUGCAGGUUCACAGUUUAAGAUAUCUGUAACAGAACUGAUGAAGAACUUGCUUUCAAAAAAUCCCAAUUACAUUCGCUGUAUCAAGCCUAAUGAUGAUAAGAAAGCUAGUGUUCUAGAUGUUAAUCUUGUUCGACAUCAAGUCAGAUAUUUAGGGUUGAUGGAAAAUGUAAGAGUAAAACGUGCUGGUUACGCCUUUAGACAAUCUUAUGGCAUAUUCUUAUAUCGAUAUAAAAUGUUAGCUAAAGAAACAUGGCCGAGUUGGAAAGGUGAAGCUAAGGAAGGUGUGAAAUUAGUUCUGGAAAGUCAGAAUAUUCCCAGUGAAGAAUAUGCCUUUGGAAAAACCAAAAUCUUUAUAAGAAAUCCAAAGACGUUAUUUGAAAUAGAAGAGAGAAGAAGAGAUAAAAUGGAAGAUUUGGCUGUUAUGAUACAGAAAGUAUGGAAGGGAUGGAAACAGCUAAUGAUAUAUAAGAAGAUGAAACAGAGUCAGAUUGUGAUAUCGGCUAGAUAUAGAGGUUAUUGGGCUCAGAAAUGUUUCCAACAUAAGAAGAAAUCAACAAUAAGAUUGCAGUGUUAUGUUCGUGGCUGGAAGGCCAGAUGUUUACUAGCCAGGUUGAAACAUGAGAAAAAAGUGAAUUGGGCAGUUGAUGUAAUUCAUAAAUAUCAUCAUGGAUGGCAGGCUCGUAAAGUAUGUCGUCAGUUACGUCAAGAACGUAAAGUCUUCAACGCAGCAAGAAUUAUACAGAAAUAUUAUCAGGGUUGGAGAGUAAGAAAACAGUACCGCAGUAAAUUCAGGGCUAAAGCUGGACCAAAGAUUGCAAGAUUCAUGAAAAUUGCCUUGAAAAAACAAUUCUUAUUAAAACUUAAAGCAAAUCUUCCCUCCAUGUCACCAAUUUCUCAAGAUUGGCCGAAAUGUUCUCCAUUGUUUAAAGAUGCAUCACAAGAAUUGAAGAAGAUAUACCAUAGAUGGAGAUGCCAUAAAUACCGUCUGAAAUUUGACCAAUCAGCAAGAUAUCAAAUGAAAGAAAAAGUAACUGCUAGUGAUAUAUUUAAAGGCAAAAAAGAAAUCUACCCAAUGAGUGUGUCAAACUUGUUUAAAGGAGAUUAUUUUGGACUGUCUCAGAAUAUGACAUGGCAGAAAGUAUAUAAAUCAACAUCAGAUAAAGAUGUGGUGUUUGCUGAUACUGUUACUAAAAUAAAUCGUGCUAAUGGAAAGAUGGUUAGGUUAUUGAUUGUAAUGUCUACACAAGCAUUGUUAGUUUUUGAACCAAAGAAUAUGACGUUAAAAUAUAGAAUACCAUUAGGAGAAGUUGAAAAGAUGUCACUUAGUCCAUAUUCAGAUAAACUCUUAAUAUUUCAUUUACAAAAACAUGAUAGUAAUGGUGACGUUUUAUCUAAGAAGGGAGAUUUUAUAUUCUGUAGUGACCAUGUUAUCGAAUUCGUAGCUAAAGCUUAUCUAGUAGUACAGAAUCAUACUGGCAAGCCACCAGAAGUACAAAUAAGCCAACAAUUUUUUGCUGAUUUAAAAGGAUCUACUGUUGAAAUUUCAAUUAAGAAAGGAGCUGAAAGUAUCGAUGGUGGAUUGUUGAAGGUGACAAGAAAAGGAAAUAAAUUAGACAUCAUUCAAGCAUAAUUGUUACUUUCUUAUAUAAUUUCUUAUAUUAACAUACCAAAUUUUCCUUAGCCAAAAUCAAAAUCUACAAGCCAUGCUUUGCCAGUUAUAAAUCUUUAUAUUCCCUUUUGGUUCAGCUAUAUACUACUUUUCCCUAAAGAUCUUACUAUAUACGCAUUUCAUUGUGCCUAAUAAAAGAGUAAAACUAUCUUGUGUAACAAAAUUUACAUGUUUUGGCGUGAGAAUUUAAGGUCUGUAUAUUUUUUAUUAUAAAAUUGUUUUGUUGGGGAAGGAUAAUGUUAUAGGAACAAUUUACUCAAAAUGGAUUUUCAUUAGUGAAGUAAUAGCAAGGCCAUUGAUGGUUCCUAGCAGUUAUUGAUCCAGUUUAGUUAAGAAAAAUGUACAUUUGCUGUUGAUUUUGUAAAUAUUUAAAUAAAUACAUGUAGAUCUGAAGUUUUUUGAAGAUCUGAGUUGAGUGAUGUAGAAUAUAAGUUAAUAUGUUUUUAUAUUAUUUAUUAUUGUAUUAUAAUCUACUGUCUAUCAAUGAUAAUUAUGAAUAUUCAAGAAUUUGGAACAUUUUAAGAUAAUGUACAAAAAUAUAUUGGUAUAAAAUGACAUAUUAUUUUGAUGGGUAUUGUUAGUUGACUUACAAUAAAGCUUCACAUGAUAAGAAAAUCUAGUUGUUUGAUUUAAGUUUGAAAACGUUAGUGUUAAUAAAUGUGAAUCUGUAUGCAUGAUGCCAUUGAGUUAAAUACAACAUACAUGACACUCUUCCAAUAUAUUCAGUGCUUACUGGUUUUUUAUAACUAUCAUUGACUGACUAAUAUACCAUAGAUGAGAAUAUAACAAGUAUUAUUAAUAAUGUGCUUUAUACAUAGCUAAUCAUAUCAUUGUCUCUCAGUAUAAAUAACUGAUUUAAAUCAAACAGUAUUUAGCUGAACUGUAAUUUAAUACAUACUAUUUGGAUUCUUUUUGAUAAAAAAUUUGAUUGACAAAUAUGGUAUCUUUUUUGAGACUUUGCAGACUUAACCCACACAGUUGUUU